CCAAAUAAAGCGGGAGCCACAGUCUGAGGCUGCCUGUUACCGGGUCCGUCGCGCCGCUGGCUUCCCUGUUCUUGCGACCGGGCGACUCUAGUGGGCGGGUGGCAAUGUCGCCAUGGGAGCUGGCAGAAGUUACAAGCAGCUCUCUGCCUUUGCUUUGCUAUCCGGAAAUGCCGCCCCUUCCGGGGCGGGCCAAAGGAGGCCGCUUCCGGGAGCCGUCCGGGUGCCCGGGCCGUUGCCACGACGACGGAGCUCCGGGGUUUGCCUCGCGGCGGCGGACUCAUGGAGACAGGGGCGCGGCCGCUCCUGCUGCUCCUGUUCUGGAUGCUGGCAGCUCCAGCUCGGCCCGGCUUGGAGGGCGACGGAGGGUGGUGAGCGGCGCCGGGUGGCUGGAGCGGGGCCGCGCUUCCGGGCGGCCCGAAACGCUGACAGACUAUACCUGCAGGCAGCGGCGCGGGCCCGCUAUGCCUUCUCCAGACCCGUCAUCCUGCAGGGGCUCACGGACAACUCGAGGUUCCGGGCUCUGUGCUCCCGCGAAAGGCUGCUGGCCUCGUUUGGGGACAACGUAGUACGGCUGAGUACUGCUAACACCUACUCCUACCAGAAAGUGGACAUUCCCUUCCAGGAGUACGUGGAACAGCUGCUGCACCCCCAGGACCCCACCUCCCUGGGCAAUGACACCCUGUAUUUCUUUGGAGACAACAACUUCACUGAAUGGGCAUCACUUUUUCGGCACUACUCCCCACCCACAUUUGGUCUGCUGGGUACCACUCCUGCGUACAGCUUUGGGAUUGCAGGAGCUGGCACUGGGGUGCCCUUCCACUGGCACGGGCCUGGGUUCUCAGAGGUGAUCUACGGCCGCAAGCGCUGGUUCCUGUAUCCCCCUGAGAAGACACCCAAGUUUCAUCCCAACAAGACCACACUGUCCUGGCUCCGGGACAUGUACCCAGCCCUGACGCCAUCUGCACAGCCCCUGGAGUGCACUAUCCAGCCUGGUGAGGUGCUAUAUUUCCCUGACCGAUGGUGGCAUGCCACACUCAACCUCGACACCAGUGUUUUCAUCUCUACUUUCCUCAGCUAGCCAGAGCAGGCAGCUGGCA
Messenger RNA from Hipposideros armiger (great roundleaf bat), 1097 nucleotides. It is a transcript of the gene JMJD8, whose product is annotated as jumonji domain containing 8. The record is from RefSeq and is a predicted model, not a curated record. Gene Ontology annotation, molecular function: cis-regulatory region sequence-specific DNA binding. Gene Ontology annotation, cellular component: nucleus. NCBI's taxonomy places the organism in Eukaryota, Metazoa, Chordata, Mammalia, Chiroptera, Hipposideridae. Bases 113 to 1078 code for a protein of 321 amino acids. The transcript is spliced from 8 exons.